AGUCCACAGAAUAUGCAGUCGGCCGCGGGUCAUCAAUUGACGGCUCACUAGCAAUCAGAAAUCCAGGAGUCGAACUCAGCUGCAGCUGCGUCCACUCCUGCCUCCCUACAUCAGCAACAACAACAGCAGCAACACCAACAUAACCAACACCAACAGCAACAACAACAGCAGCACGGCCCCAAUACACCCUCGUCGUCGGCUGGGUCCUCUGCCACCAUGACCACGAACGUUAUGUCACCUCAAAGUCCGCUGGGAUCAACAAACGCUAACAAUAAUAAUAACAACAACAAUAAUAACAAUAACAAUGAUAACGAGCAUUUAUCACAAGUUAAGCAACAACAGCAGCAACAAGCCUCCUCCAUAGCAGCCGCUGCAGCAGCUGCCAUGUACAUAGAUCCCAUGCGUUACCACAAUGCCGCCGCAGCUCACCAUCAUCACCACCAGCAUCCUCACUUAAAUCCCGCCCAUCAUCCGCAUCUGUUCCAUACCAGCGAUCAGGCCUUGCAACACUCCUCCACUCAGCACCAUCACCUGCAACAGCCCCAAGCUUCGCCGGGUGGCAAUAGUACGAGUGGUGUUCUGCAGGCUUCCUCAUCAGCGGCCUCACCUUCGUCUGUGUCCUCGGCACUAGGCGUGAGCGGAGCUAGCAGUAUGCAUCAUUUGAAUUUGAAUCCCCAUUCGUUGCAUCAGCACCAUCACCAGCAGCAGCAUCAUCAUCACCACCAACAGCAGCAACAGCAGUUACAUGCCCGUCGUCUCUUCGAGUGGAGUUUGCAGUUCGGUGCUGCCGCUGCUCCGGGAGCAGUAAGACAUUUUAAUACGUUUGGCGGUUCGGGUGAAUAGCAUUCGUCAGCUGCUGCAGCCGCAGCAGCCUCAGCCGCAUGGUUUGGUUAUGAAUCGUCUUAAGAAAAGGGACUUUCACAGGAAUAGAACAAAAAUAGAAUGAAUAAGGAAGAUAAAGAAGUCUUUUUGAAAAUUAGGCCGUGUUCCAAGAAAAAAAAAAGGUUGUCAUAAACUUUGAAACUUUUUGUUAAAAAGCGGAAAUAUUUUUUGACCCAAAGUAGGGAAAAAUUGUUGUAGUGACAUUUUUGUCUUUUAUGCCUUGAAUGUAAAUUUUCCAUUGCUAAAUACAGAAAUGUGUUUAGGAAAUUUUCGAAAUAUUCAGGGAAGAAAGGUUUUCAUUACUUUAGAUUUUAGCAUUCCACUUUUUUUCUAUUUGAAAGAAGACGUCAGUCAGAGCUGCUAUUAGCAGGAUCAAGGGACUAAGUACGAGCAAGACAGAAGCGAGCUAAACCAGUGCAUUAGUCUGUGUUAAAAAUAUAAAUUUCUUUAUUAAAAGAAAACAAUGGAAAGUGAAUUUUAUGGAAUUCUUAAAGAAACUCAAUUUUUUAUAAAUAAAACAAAAAAAGUUUUUAAAAAACUUUUAUAAAUUUAAUAAAGAAAAAAAGGCAAUUCAAAUCAAACGAGUUACAAAGUGAUGUUUUAUAAACAAUUAUAAAUUAAAUACUUUUUUUAAAUAUAAUUUUAUUUUAAUUUUUAUGUUUUUUUUUGGUUAAAUUAAAUUUUAAGCACAAAAACGAAAAAAAAAAAGAAAAAAAUUAAAUAAAAUUUACAAAAAGUUAAAAUAUUUAAGAAAAAAUAGAAAAAAGUGAUAAUGUUGGGGAAAAAAGCGUUAAAAAAUUAAGAGAUAACUUCACAACCUGCCGGCAACAAAAGCUCAAGGUAAAUUUUUGUUAAAGAUAUUUUUCUUUAAUUUUUUUGAAGCUAAACUAAACACUUUUUAACACUUUUUUCCUUUAAACAACAAACACAUUUUCUUUCGAAAUUUUUAACAAAAUAUAAUUUUAUUUAAUUUUUUUCUUUUUUCAAGAAAUCUUAAUGUAAAUCUUUAAAACCACUCGAAACAAAACCAAUCCUCUCCACUCCACUCCCCUUGUGUAAAUAGUUAAGUCAUUAGUCAGUAGGAAUUUUUAUCUUAAUAAUUUUUAAAUAUACUACAACAAAAAAUAAAAAAAAUAAUAUUUAAACACUUAAAAAAAAUAAAUAAAACAAUGAAUGAAGAAUGAUUGAAUGAAUGAAAAGACAACCAGAGAAAUCACUAAGAAUUCUUUAGUUAUUUUAGUCAAAAAAUAAAAGUUGUAGG
Molecule: messenger RNA, 2143 nt
Organism: Lucilia sericata (common green bottle fly)
Lineage: Eukaryota; Metazoa; Arthropoda; Insecta; Diptera; Calliphoridae
Product: myb-like protein Q
Exons: 1
Coding region: 217-843 (208 amino acids)
Source: RefSeq, a predicted model, not a curated record